UUCUUCUCUUCCCAAGAACAUUAUGUUAGGUACGGAAUGAAUUAUUUUCCACUUCCGUUUAUAUCCUAACAAGGGCAGGGUAAACAGAAAUAAUGUCGGAAGUGAAGAUAAUCGGAGUGGUGGGCGGUGGCCAAAUGGGAGCGGGAAUAGCGCAAGUCGCCGCCGUGCACGGCGUCGACGUCUGGCUUCACGACGUGGACCCUCUCGCUCUCUCCAGAGCCUCCUCUUCCAUCUCUUCCUCCAUCAACCGCUUCGUUUCCAAAUCCCUCCUCUCUCAGGGCGCAGGUGCCGAUGCUCUCAAACGACUGCGUUUCACCUCGAAUUUGGAGGACUUGCGCCACGCGGAUUUCAUCGUUGAAGCUGUUGUGGAAUCCGAAGAGGUGAAGAAGAAUCUGUUCGUUAAGUUGGAUCAGAUUGCGAAGAGUUCGGCGAUUUUGGCGUCCAACACCAGCUCUAUUUCGAUCACUCGUAUAGCGUCUUCUACCACCAGGCCACGUCAGGUGAUUGGAAUGCAUUUUAUGAACCCUCCGCCUGUGAUGAAAUUGAUCGAGAUUGUGCGAGGAGCAGACACUUCUGACGAGACAUUUAUAGCUACGAAAGCGUUGUCAGAGAGGCUGGGGAAGGUAGUAAUAACCUCCCAGGAUUAUUCAGGCUUCAUAGUGAAUCGAAUCCUCAUGCCUAUGAUAAAUGAAGCAUUUUAUGCUCUCUACACUGGUGUUGCAACCAAAGAGGAUAUUGACACAGGAAUGAAGCUGGGUACUAACCAUCCAAUGGGUCCUUUGGAGCUUGCAGACUUCAUUGGGUUGGAUGUGUGCUUGUCAAUAAUGAGAGUUCUUCAUGCUGGCCUUGGAGACAACAAAUAUGCACCCUGCCCUCUACUUGUGCAGCAUGUUGAUGCUGGCAGGCUAGGAAGAAAACGAGAUAUUGGCGUAUAUGAAUAUGGUAAAGAGCCAAGGUCUACAAAAUCAUCUUCUCGUCUCUAAAAUGUUUGUUUGCCUUGGAAGAAUAAGUUUGAUCACCCCAUUGAUUAGGGGUAGUGCACACUAACGAGUUUUUUUUAUAAAUACGAAGUUUAAGUGACCGAGCUAGAA
Molecule: messenger RNA, 1091 nt
Organism: Cajanus cajan (pigeon pea)
Lineage: Eukaryota; Viridiplantae; Streptophyta; Magnoliopsida; Fabales; Fabaceae
Product: 3-hydroxyacyl-CoA dehydrogenase family protein
Biological process (GO): fatty acid metabolic process
Molecular function (GO): oxidoreductase activity, acting on the CH-OH group of donors, NAD or NADP as acceptor; NAD+ binding
Source: RefSeq, a predicted model, not a curated record